GGAAUUUUGCCCGUGUUUAUCACCAUCGAACUGAUUCAUUCCCUAGCCUCACCCAGCAACGACAUCACAUAUCUGCGUCUCGAUACCCGUUCUCCAGAUGCAUACGGGGCGAGUAAUUUCAUGCGGUAGCCAUAUAAUUGUCGUGUCUCUAUUCGCAGCAUAAAGUCAAGCAUCACUAUCAGCAUGCACCGGCUUUUUAAGACACGGAGAGGAGAUGGAUAUGUCAGACCAGGACAAUGGCCCCAAGCGUGGGACAAAACGCAAAUUGACUAAUGAAGAUGGACUUGAACUCGGAAAAGGUUUCAAUAAAUCAUCUACUCUCGUGGGCCGGGAGGCCUCUUCGUCAACGGCAAUUGAAUGCUCCGUCACUAAUAAGGACCGUCCUUCGGGGCCAGUGGUACCUAGAGAACUAAGGGAUGACUAUUACUACAAAAGGCUUUAUACGGAAGACCUGGACUUUCGUCUGCUCGGACAGCACGAUUCGGAAUUUGAAGCCGUGUUGGAGCGCGGUUCGCAUCUCGACUUUAAUAACCCUAAGUCAGUCAUGCAACUGACCAAGACCCUCCUCAAGCGGGAUUUUAGUUUGACAGUCGAUUUGCCCACGGACCGACUUUGCCCUCCGGUACCUAAUCGGCAUAACUAUAUACUUUGGUUAAAGGACCUUCUUGACUCAUCAUCCUCGACUCCGUACUUGAACUCUAGCGAUCGGGCUCGGCAGGUAACUGGGUUAGACAUUGGCACCGGCGCUAGUCUCAUCUACCCGCUUCUAGGUUGUGCUCAGCGACCGUCAUGGUCAUUCGUCGCCACCGACGUUGAUGCGAAGUCAUUAUCUUACGCGCGCAAAAACGUUGAGCUAAACAACCUACAAUCCAGAAUCCGUGUAGUCGGUCGCACCAUCACGGACUGUCUUAUCCCCCUGGAUGAACUAGGCCUGGAAACCAUUAACUUCACCAUGGUUAACCCUCCCUUCUACACGUCCGAGGCCGAACUCACAGAUCUGGCUAAGCAGAAAUCCCGGCCCCCAAAUACCGCGUGCACGGGCGCGCCAGUCGAGAUGGUGUGCGCCGGGGGCGAGAUCGGUUUUAUCCAGCGGAUGAUUGAUGAGUCCCUAGUCUUGCGAGAGAGGGUGCAGUGGUAUACGUGCAUGCUUGGCAAACAGUCAAGCCUGGAAGUGCUUGUAGGCAUCCUCAAAGGGCAUGGCGUGACUAAUUAUGCUCUUACGGCAUUUGUUCAGGGGAAUAAGACGCGCAGGUGGGCUAUUGGGUGGAGUUUCGGGAACAGAAGGCCGAGUCUACCGGCCAGUAGGGGUUGUGAGCCCUCGGCUGGGAAAAAGAUCUUGCCGGAACCUACAGAGAUGACCGUUGUUGUGAGAUCUAGUUCGCAAGUCAAACCGGAACAGCUUGAGCGGGCCGUUUGCGAUACGAUGGAGGGUCUUGACCUGGAUUCGUGGAGCUGGAGCAAGCAGUUGUCAAAGGGCGUAGGUUUUGCCAAUGGCAAUGUUUGGAGUCGAACCUAUCGCAGGAAAAAGGCGAGAGAAAGGGGAGAUACCGCCGGAGAUGAGUCUUCAUCGUCCCGUCAAAAGAAGCCGAAGCAAAAGGUGGAACAGGACACGACGCACAGUACGUUUGGUUUCUUAUUAACAAUACGGGCUUCGGGGGAUACGAAUGAUAGGGGUCAGGUGGCGAUCGUGGCCCGCUGGCUUCAGGGGGAUGAUCAUGCAGUUUUCGAGAGUUUCACGGGAUUCCUUCGAAAUGCUAUUCUCUCAUCAAUCCAAGAGUAAUGAGGUAUGAUACCAAGUCCCAAUGUUAGUUGAAGAGCGCCAUACACCAAUCACGAGUACAUCCAGUA
This is a messenger RNA of Daldinia loculata, 1848 nucleotides long. RefSeq lists its product as uncharacterized. Gene Ontology annotation, molecular function: 23S rRNA (adenine(1618)-N(6))-methyltransferase activity. NCBI's taxonomy places the organism in Eukaryota, Fungi, Ascomycota, Sordariomycetes, Xylariales, Hypoxylaceae. Gene Ontology annotation, biological process: rRNA base methylation. Bases 215 to 1780 code for a protein of 521 amino acids. Gene Ontology annotation, cellular component: nucleus. The record is from RefSeq and is a predicted model, not a curated record. The transcript has a single exon.